This is a messenger RNA of Varanus komodoensis (Komodo dragon), 2596 nucleotides long. RefSeq names its product RecQ like helicase (gene RECQL). The record is from RefSeq and is a predicted model, not a curated record. Gene Ontology annotation, cellular component: cytoplasm; chromosome. The transcript is spliced from 17 exons. The coding region runs from base 417 to 2366 and encodes 649 amino acids. Gene Ontology annotation, molecular function: nucleic acid binding; ATP binding; four-way junction helicase activity. Lineage: Eukaryota; Metazoa; Chordata; Lepidosauria; Squamata; Varanidae. Gene Ontology annotation, biological process: double-strand break repair via homologous recombination; DNA replication.
GGUCGGAGAACUGUUGCCGCUAGCAUCGUUUCCCUUUCUUGGGAAUUUAUUUAUUUAUUAUAUUUAUAUCCCGUUUUUUUAAAGGACUCAGAGCGGCUUACAUCAUUCUCCUUAUCCUCAGAAGAACAACCCUGUGAGUUUUGAUGGCUGAAGAGAGUUUCUUAUCCUGUCCCCAAACUAAUGGUUUAUGAAGUAUUUCAUCUUUAUGGUUGCAUCUUAAGAGAAAGCAAGACAUUGGACAUGCUGGGUCGACAUCUCUUUUUUACAUUCAACAACCAUAUUCAAUUCUACGCGUAGUCCCGUUUCUCAAACCAAUGAUAAAAAGUGUUCCAAGAUUGAUAGAAUUUUCAGGUAAAAAUCGAUAGAUUGCUUUGGUCAACACUUUUCAUCAAGGAAGAAUCCUUUUCGAAUUGAAGAUGACUACUACUCUUUCAGUGCUACAAGAGGAACUGUCUUCUGUUAAUGGCGAGCUGAAGACAUUGGAGAUCCAGAUUCAAGAACUUCUUGAGCAUCAGCAAGAGCUGCUUCAGAAGAAAACAGUCCUGGAAAAGAAGAUAAAACAAUUUUCUGAAUCAGAGAGUGGGAGCAGCAAAGAGAUAAAUUCUUCAACUGAGGAGUGGAACAAGGAAGAUUUUCCAUGGUCCACAACGGUCAGAGAUGCAUUGCAAAAUACCUUCAAGCUCCGAAAAUUUAGGUCUCUCCAACUGGAAACAAUCAAUGUGACUAUGGCGAGAAGAGAUGUGUUCCUUGUCAUGCCUACUGGGGGUGGAAAAAGUCUGUGUUAUCAACUGCCAGCAGUAUGUUCAGAUGGGUUCACGCUUGUGAUCUGUCCUCUGAUUUCACUUAUGGAGGAUCAGCUAAUGAUGUUGGACCAUUUGGGAGUUUCCGCAACUUUACUAAAUGCCUCAAGCAGCAAGGAGCAUGUGAAGUGGGUUCAUUCCGAAAUGCUCUCUCGCAGUUCUCAGCUAAAACUCAUCUAUGUGACUCCAGAGAAAAUUGGAAAAAGCAAGAUGUUCAUGUCAAAGCUGGAGAAGGCUUACCAAGCGGGAAGGCUUUCCCGCAUUGCAGUGGACGAGGUUCAUUGUUGCAGCCAGUGGGGGCACGACUUCAGGCCUGAUUACAAGUUGCUCGGUAUUUUAAAACGGCAGUUUCCCAAUGCACCAUUGAUUGGAUUAACUGCAACAGCAACAAGCCACGUUCUGCAUGAUGCUCAGAAAAUCCUCUGCAUUCAGAAGUGCAUCACUUUCACAGCAUCAUUUAACCGACCCAACCUGUAUUACGAGGUACGGCAGAAGCCAUCAACAGCUCAGAAUUGCAUGGAAGAUAUUGUUAAACUCAUCAAUGGAAGAUACAAGGGCCUUUCAGGAAUCAUCUACUGUUUUUCCCAGAAGGACGCUGAACAAGUUACCAUGAGUUUACAAAAACUGGGCAUUAAAGCAGGCACUUACCACGCGAAUAUGGAACCUAGAGAUAAGAGCAAAGUUCACAAGCUGUGGUCUGCCAAUGAAAUCCAGGUUGUGGUGGCCACGGUUGCCUUUGGCAUGGGAAUUGAUAAACCGGAUGUGAGGUUUGUAAUACAUCAUUCAAUGAGCAAAUCCAUGGAGAACUAUUACCAAGAGAGUGGGCGUGCAGGUCGGGAUGACCAGAAAGCUGACUGCAUUUUAUAUUACGGUUUUGGGGACAUAUUCAGAAUCAGUACAAUGGUGGUGAUGGAAAAUGUAGGGCAACAGAAACUUUAUGACAUGGUUUCCUACUGCCACAACAUGACCAGAUGCCGUCGAGUCCUGAUAGCUCAUCACUUUGACGAGGCCUGGGACUCUGCCAGCUGCAAUAAUAUGUGUGAUAACUGCUGCCAGGAGGCAUUGGUUGAGAAGAUGGAUGUGACAGGUCACUGCCAGGAUCUCAUCAAGAUUUUAAAGCAAGUGGACCAAAUGAGGGAGAAAUUCACUCCUCUGAAACUGAUUGAGGCCUGGCUGGGGAAGGGUCUGUCCAGACUGGGAGUGGAAGUUGUUGCUCCCAAGGUUCCCCGUGAUGUGCUGGAGAGGAUUGUUGCCCAUCUGAUCCUCCAGCAAUACCUGAAGGAAGACUUCAGUUUUACUGCAUUUGCUACAAUAUCAUAUUUGAAAACUGGGCCCAGAGCAGAUCUGCUAAAAAAUAAGGCUCAUGUUAUCACUAUGCCGGUAAUAUUGAACAAAAAAAGUAUUACUAAGGUCGGAUCAGGUCCAUUAUCCAGUCAGGGAAGUUCAACUGGAAAGAAAAUUGCGGUUACCCACAAAAAGCGCAGUCACUCAGAGGACCACAUCCAAGCAAAAAAGGCUAGAACUGGGGGAAAUGAAGAUGAUGAACCAGUGAUGAUAGAAGAUUAACAAGGUGGAUUUCCCAAUGUCCUUGACUAGUUACUAUUUGGCUGGACGGAGGACAGCCCAACGGCAGUAUGUCUUACAUUUUUAAAACCAACGUAUCCUGGAUGUGCAAUGAAUGCAAAGAAAACUGUAAUGCUACAGGGACAAGUGGCUGAAGUAACCACUGUUCUUCAUUAGCUGCUGUCAAUUGUGUACAAAGUCAUUUCAGUAAAGGACAUAGAAUGUUUCUUACA